Melampsora larici-populina 98AG31 is the source of this 1595-nucleotide messenger RNA. RefSeq lists its product as uncharacterized. The transcript has 8 exons. The record is from RefSeq and is a predicted model, not a curated record. NCBI's taxonomy places the organism in Eukaryota, Fungi, Basidiomycota, Pucciniomycetes, Pucciniales, Melampsoraceae. The coding region runs from base 223 to 1257 and encodes 344 amino acids. Gene Ontology annotation, biological process: NAD transmembrane transport. Gene Ontology annotation, molecular function: NAD transmembrane transporter activity.
GCGCACACCAUUAUGAUAACGGUACCAACAAGCCCUUAAAACACCGUUUCUCUUUCUUUUUGCGUCAAGUCUGUGCACGUCGCUCUACAUCAUUUCGUACAUCGAGAAAAGGAUAGAAUAUUCAUUUCUGUCACGUAAACAUCCGAGUUUACUUCAGUUAGCCUUGCAUACUGCGAUAUUCGGUCCCAUUCCUUUCAGCAGCUGAUUCCCGAAUGAGCUUGGAUGCGCGGCUUGCUGAAGGACUUGGAUGGCAAGGGCGACGGUCGAUGGAGUUAUCUGGUCGGCAUUGAGUCUAUGAUAUCAGGAGCUGGAGCCGGCUUGGUCAGCAGCAUCCUGACUUGUCCUCUGGAUCUUGUCAAGACAAAGCUGCAAGCGCAAGGUGGCUUGCGAGUUGAAGGUCAGACUGGCUAUUACGACGGCCUAGUAGGCUCCCUUCGGAUUAUCUGGCAAGAAGAGGGUUUUCGCGGUCUCUAUCGAGGACUUGGUCCCACUAUAUUUGGAUAUCUACCCACCUGGGCUAUCUACUUUACCGUUUACGAUUCAGUUAAAUCAACCUUGGCCGAGUUACGCCCUAGUCAUCGUGAAGAUGUCUUUUCUCAUGUUUUGGCAGCUAUGACUGCUGGCGCCACUUCAACAAUAGCAACUAAUCCACUAUGGGUGAUCAAAACUCGAUUUAUGACACAGCGCAUCACGGAAGGUUCAAAGACAGAGCGUUAUAAACAUACUUUUGACGCUUUUCGUAGGAUCUACGCACAAGAAGGCUUGCGGGGGUUUUACCGCGGUAUGCUGCCCAGCUUAUUCGGAGUUUCUCAUGUGGCGAUCCAAUUUCCGCUUUACGAGCAAAUCAAGUUGUAUUACAAGUCUACCGAUUCCAAUGACCUGCCAUCGAGUCGGAUUUUGGUCGCCUCCGCUUGCUCGAAGAUGUUGGCUUCUGUGAUCACCUAUCCCCAUGAAGUCCUGCGGACUCGUCUUCAAGUUCACCGUCUUGAACCACCUUCAUGCCAGAUUCAGCCUGUUUCCCAGUCUCACAUAGAUGCAAUUCCCUCUUCAAAGCCCGAAUCCCGAAGGACCAAGUUGGUAUAUCCUCGUAUGAAGCAAACUUUCAAUCACAUCAUGAAGACAGAGGGCAUCUCUGGGUUCUAUCAUGGCUUGGGCGUAAACCUCAUCCGGACUGUGCCAAACAGCGCACUUACGAUACUGACUUAUGAGCUUCUGAUGCGGCAGAUUACUUCCCUCACGCGACCCGAGACACAUUGAAGUUUCUUCUCUUUCUGGUCCAAUCGUCCACCUCUUCAGCAUUUGAUUGUGUUCCAUCUCUCGUAGAUUUCAACCUGCCUCAUACACCUUCAUGACCACAAUCCAUGUGUAUUCAUCUUCGUCACUUACCUCUUUUGUACGUGUAGUCAAAUUCAGCCGUGAUCUAUUUUUUUGAUCUCACAGUACUGCGUUGACCGGGGAGGUCUUGCCCGUGACAUUCUCUCUGGCAUUGGUCCUAUUUCACCUCUAUGGACCAGGUCAAGUCAAUGAGUUAGACCAAUAGUACAAAAGUGCCUACUGCAUUCGAGUUGUGAAAUUACCAUAUCAACUCAGCUGUC